AUGCCUCGGUUUGCCUUCCUCGUCGUUGCUGACGCCAUGAGCGAUCAACCAAAUCUCGAAAUCCCCACAGAGCUGUUGGAGGCCAUGACCACUUUCAAUGAGAAGAUGGCCGGUGAGGGCGUGCUUCUCCAUGCUGAUGGCUUCACACCCUCAUCUGACGGGGGCUAUCGGCUCAAGUUUGGUGGUUCGUCUGGGCCAGAAGUCAUCCCUGGUCCCUUUGAUCUGUCAAAAGAAGACCACGUUUGCGGAUACUGGAUUGUCAAUGUAAAGAACGCCGGGGAGGCGCUAGACUGGGCCAAGCAAGUUCCUUUCCCGGAGGGACAACUGCUUGUCCGUAAGCUCUCUGAUGGAUGUGAUUUGGGGAAGAGUUUCACGCCUGAGUUGAUGGAGCGCGAGAAAAAGCUGAAGCUGAAGAUGCUGGAGAACCUAAAGAAGGCGGCAAAUGAGUAA
Metarhizium robertsii ARSEF 23 is the source of this 450-nucleotide messenger RNA. Its product is annotated as YCII-related protein. The record is from RefSeq and is a predicted model, not a curated record. The transcript has a single exon. NCBI's taxonomy places the organism in Eukaryota, Fungi, Ascomycota, Sordariomycetes, Hypocreales, Clavicipitaceae. The coding region runs from base 1 to 450 and encodes 149 amino acids.